Messenger RNA from Labrus bergylta (ballan wrasse), 1866 nucleotides. It is a transcript of the gene nkx2.4a, whose product is annotated as NK2 homeobox 4a. The record is from RefSeq and is a predicted model, not a curated record. Gene Ontology annotation, cellular component: nucleus. Lineage: Eukaryota; Metazoa; Chordata; Actinopteri; Labriformes; Labridae. Gene Ontology annotation, biological process: cell differentiation; regulation of transcription by RNA polymerase II. Gene Ontology annotation, molecular function: RNA polymerase II cis-regulatory region sequence-specific DNA binding; DNA-binding transcription factor activity, RNA polymerase II-specific.
GGCGCACUACAAGCACUCUCUUACGUAGACAUCCACCAAGGAGAGAGCCGAUACAACAACACGGUUGAUCUGCUCAAACACAAAAAUCUACCUGCUUUCUGAAUCAUGUCGUUGAGCCCAAAGCAUACUACGCCUUUUUCAGUGACAGAUAUUUUGAGUCCAAUCGAGGAGACCUACAAGAAGUUUAGUGGCAUGGACGGCGCAGGGAACCUAACCUCUCCACUGGGAGCCUACCGACAGCCUCAGGUGUCUCAGACCGGCAUGCAACAACACUCCAUGGGCCACAACGCCACCGUGGCCACCACUUACCACAUGCCGCACUCCGUCUCCCAGUUCUCCCACAGCGCAAUGGGGGGAUACUGCAAUGGAAGCAUUGGCAACAUGGGAGACCUCCCGUCGUACCAGGAAAGCAUGCGGAAUAGUGCAGCAGCAACAGGGUGGUACAGCACCAACCCGGACCCAAGAUACUCCACAAUUUCUAGAUUCAUGGGACCUUCCACAGGUAUGAACAUGACCGGCAUGGGGGGUCUCACAGGAAUGCCGGACGCCACCAAAUCCAUGCCAGCUCUCCACGCGGCGCCCAGGAGGAAACGGCGCGUGCUGUUCUCACAGGCUCAGGUCUACGAGCUGGAGAGGAGAUUUAAGCAGCAGAAGUACCUGUCCGCGCCUGAGAGGGAGCACCUUGCCAGCAUGAUUCACCUGACACCGACCCAGGUGAAGAUUUGGUUUCAGAACCACCGAUACAAAAUGAAGCGCCAGGCCAAGGACAAGGCGGCGCAGCAGCUGCAGCAACAGGACGGUAACCUGUGCCAACAGCAGGCGCAGUCCCCGAGGCGCGUAGCCGUGCCAGUUCUGGUGAAGGACGGUAAACCGUGCCAGAACGGCUCGAACACGCCGACGCCGAAUCAGCAACAGGUACAACAGAGCCAACAACAAGGCCAACAACAGAACGGGGCCGGAGUCGUGCUCGCAUCCCCGACAAGCAGUCUCAGCCAGCAUCAGAGCCAGCAGCAGGUGAACGCUCUGGAGCUGGAGGAGAUGUCACCAAGCCCCCCUUCACUGCACAGCCAGCUCAACAUGGCCCAGAUAGACACAUCUGCUGUAGAUUACACCAGUAACAUGGUCAGCUCAAACCUCCUGUACGGAAGAACGUGGUAGGACUCCAUAAAGUACUCUUACUUUUCUAUAUGAUCCUGCAGAUGAGCCCAAGCAACAGCAAAACAAACUUUAUAUAUAUACAUAUAUAUAUAUAUAUAUAUAUAUAUAUAUAUAUAUAUAAAGUUCACACCACAAACGCAAAUGCUGAGACUAUGGCCUUUGGUGUUGGAGGCACGGGGCUACGGGGCGCACAGACUGACGCGCACCAGCUGAUCAGGGCACAUUUUCUUGACAUCUCUGACAGGGGAGUCUAUUUUUGAACAUUACAGAAAUGGCUGUCCUUGAGCAAUUAUGUCGUUUCUGGACCUUUUGUAAUCCAUGUUUUGGACCUUCCUCAUGAUGUUUUAAACGUAGUCUAUGUUGUUGAAACAAAAAGGAAUGCUGCUUCACUUGAGUGCGGACUGGGGGGAGAUGGGAUCAGGUUUGGAGUACACUGAGCCACCACUCCUUAUUUGCGGUGAUAACCUGGUAUUUUAUCAUAUUAAUAUUGUAAACUAAUGUAUUCAUUUAGACUUAAGAAAUAAAGUAGGGACUUGUAUAUUUGGCUAACAUACAAGAAUGCGUUUAAAUGUAUAAUAAUCGUUAUUGCGUCCACUUUUAUGUUUUCUUUAUUCUUUUGUAAGUUAAAAAGGAACAAUGCGUGAUGGCUGCUGUAUAUAUUUCAAAACCAAGUGAACGUUAACAAUAAAUAACUUGAAGUGUGAGAGC